AUGCCUUCAGCGAUUACUCUGUCUGCCAUAACCUCAACUGCCAUAACCUCAACAAUAUGUCCAAUGGAGAGCUCAAUUCAAAUCGUCUUUGCAAUCCCAGAGCUUCUAGAACUUAUCCUCCUCCAGUUACCAUUCCUCGAUCUCGUCCGAGCUCAAAUGAUUAGCCAAAGCUUCUACGAUGUUAUUGAAUCCUCAAACUUACUUCAACAAGCUUUGUUUCUUCGUGCAUCCCCAGCUACAUCAUUUCCCCAGCCAAAUCCUCUUCUCCAACCUUGUCUCAACGCGCAGUUCCUAGACUUACGAUCGACUCAAACGCGGUGCAGGUACCUUCACAACCCGCGAGGUCGACGAAUGGCAGAUUGGAGAAGAUGGCCUGUCAUCGACUAUCGAGAUGGGUUUGAAUUGAAUUUACAACCUACAAAUAAGGCAGUCGGCAGAAAAGAGGCUAGUUGGAAACGCAUGUUAAUUGUUCAACCUCCUGUUGAGGAACUGGAAGUCAAUGGUCCACCAUCGCGAAAAAUUGAGGAUCAAUUUGGUGUCAAAAUGGAUGAGUUGGGAAGUCCAUUGGGUAAACUGAGAUGUGUAGAUUUUGAGAUCUUUACAAGUGGAAGGUCUCGUAUGAUUGUCGAGAAACAGAUGAAAUCCAUGACCCAUUGA
Messenger RNA from Sclerotinia borealis F-4128, 657 nucleotides. Lineage: Eukaryota; Fungi; Ascomycota; Leotiomycetes; Helotiales; Sclerotiniaceae. The record is from the annotation of a GenBank genome assembly.